AUGGACGCUCGUUGCCGUACGAUCCGGGAUGGCGACGUGGCGAACAGCCAGCCUCAGAACACCAACAGCAGUCCCAGCCUACCUCCUCGUACUAACCACCCGCACUCACACUCCCCACUCGCAACCUUCCCUUCCUCUUCCGGAGUAUCCUUAUCAGCGGUUCCCUCCUCCCUCUCCCCCCUCCCUCUUUCCUCCUCACUCCCUCCUCUCCCUCUCUCCUCCUCGCUUCCCCCACUCCCUCUUUCCUCUACCUUUCCCCCAUUUCCCCCUCCCUCCACCUUACCCUCCUCCUCUCACCACCUCCUACCCAACUGGUGGUGCGGCCACCACACGGCCAAUCAGAGCUCGCCAUUUGUCAGGCGACCGCUUUCCGUAAGCCCCCCAGGCCUCCCCCUUGUCCCCCCGUCCGGAUCCAUUGGAGAAAGGGGGAGAUCAGGCGGAAUGGAAGGGGAGGGGAUGGGAGGGAGAGAAGAGGGAACGUUAGGGGAGGAAGGGCAAGGAGGAAGGGGAGGAAGAGGAGAGGGAGAAGGGGAUGAGGAAGAAGAGCAGGUGCUACACCAGCAGCAGCAGCAGCAGCAGCAGCAGCAGCAGCAGCAGCAGCAGCAGCAGCAGCAGCAGCAGCAGCAGCAGCAGCAGCAGCAGCAGCAGCAGCAGCAGCAGCAGCAGCAGCAGCACCAGCAGCAGCAGCAGCAGCAGCAGCAGCAGCAGCAGCAGCAGCAGCAGCAGCAGCAGCAGCAGCAGCAGCAGCAGCAGCAGCAGCAGCAGCAGCAGCAGCAGCAGCAGCAGCAGCAGCAGCAGCAGCAGCAGCAGAAGCACCAGCAGCAACAGCAGCAACUAAGUCAGCAGCAACAGCAGCAACAGCAGCAGGAGCAAUCAAAUCAGACGACGCAACGGGAGCAGCAGCAGCAUUGGAGGCUGUAA
Closterium sp. Naga37s-1 is the source of this 921-nucleotide messenger RNA. Lineage: Eukaryota; Viridiplantae; Streptophyta; Zygnematophyceae; Desmidiales; Closteriaceae. The record is from the annotation of a GenBank genome assembly.